Molecule: messenger RNA, 2253 nt
Organism: Chaetura pelagica (chimney swift)
Lineage: Eukaryota; Metazoa; Chordata; Aves; Apodiformes; Apodidae
Gene: TNFRSF11A
Product: tumor necrosis factor receptor superfamily, member 11a, NFKB activator
Exons: 10
Coding region: 1-2253 (750 amino acids)
Biological process (GO): multinuclear osteoclast differentiation; lymph node development; response to interleukin-1
Cellular component (GO): external side of plasma membrane
Molecular function (GO): cytokine binding; tumor necrosis factor receptor activity
Source: RefSeq, a predicted model, not a curated record
AUGAGCGCGUUCGUUCUCCACAGCCCAGAUGCGGCUCUUCAGCCUCCCCGGUGGGUGCAGACCCCCUGGAGCACUGCCCACCCCCCACCCCAAGUGCUGGCAACCCCUGGGAAGGGGGGACAUUGUGACCCCAGGUCAGGCUAUGGGCCUUGCCCGGAGCUUCACGUGCUGCUGGUGACAGAGCCGGGAGCCAAACGCCUGUCCCAGGGCAUCUGGGACAGCCCAGCCCUUGCAAGGGGAACGGUCUGGGCGAGGUUGGCCCUGCGGUUGUUUGCGGACAGAGCGAGGUCCUGGCGCAGCUCCGCGCAGGGCCGGGGGCUGGGGGGGCGGCAGGGGCUGCGGUUGUCACUACAAAUUGCCCCACCGUGUGAAGGCGAACAACACUAUGAGUACUCAGGAUGGUGCUGCACAAAGUGUGAGCCAGGAAAGUAUAUGUCUGCUAGAUGCACAGGUACUUCUGACAGUGUGUGCCAGCCAUGUGGACCAAACGAGUAUAUGGAUGUCUGGAAUGAAGAAGAGAAAUGCUUACUACAUAAAAUAUGUGAUCAAGGGAAAGCUUUGAGAGAAGUGAGCCCAGGGAACAGCACGUCCCAGCGGCAGUGUGCUUGUACGAUGGGCUACCACUGGAACGAGGACUGCGACUGCUGCCAGCGCAACACCCUGUGUGCACCAGGAUUUGGAGUUGAGCAUCCUGUGCAACAAGACAAGGACACAAUGUGUACACCAUGUCCCAGGGGCUACUUCUCAAAUGUCGCUUCAUCCACCGACAAGUGUAAAUCCUGGACCAACUGUACAGCUCUAGGAAUGACAGAAAGUGUGCCUGGGACCGACAAGUCAGAUGCAGUUUGUGGAGAAGGGAAGAUCCCUGAGCCAUCAGAAGAUGGAGCAAACAGAAUCUUAUACGUGUUGAUUGUCAUCUUGUUUUUUGUGGCACUAAUUGGCAUUGUCAUCUUCAUCAUAUACUACAAGAAUAAGGGAAAAAAGCUGACAGCAGAUCUACAGAAUUGGGCUAAUGAAGUGUGCAGCCAAAUAAAAGGAACAAAGGAGCCACCAAGGGAUGCGUCUGUUACCAUGAACACCCCGAAUGCUGCUGUCCCCCAGGCCUCUGAAGGCUCGUGUCUCCUGGGCCCUGCUGGCUCUCCGGCCCCUGGGAACUUGGGCUGCACCAGCAGCCAGACUCCUUGCGGGAACGGGAGCCCUGGCCUGGUGCCGUGCGAGGUGGGAGGGAGCCUCCAAGAGUUUUCUGUGGUAACUGAGACUGAUGAUAACUUCCCACCGGUUCCCAUGGAAGAUGAAUACACGGAUAAGGAUCUCAGCGCCAUUGAUUAUUUAUCUUUACUGAGUCAAACUGUCAGUAAAACUGUGUCGUCAUUUUCAGAACCAAUGGAGACAGGGGAGAAUGACAGCUUAAAUCAGUACUUCUCAGGGAUUGGGAGCUCAGAGGAUGUAUCGCUCUCUCAAAGCUCUCAUCCUUCCCCCAGCAUGGUUGGGCCACAUAUUGUCACGGACAAACUUCUUCAGAAAUCUUGCCAACACGCCCACAGUUGCCUGAAGGAGACAGGCAACAAAGACACAGAUAGUUUUGCAACAAACUAUGACUCAGAGAAGAUCUGUGUGAGGUGUGGCAUUUCAUACAGGGAAUCUCCCAGAAAGUGGAGCAAGCCCUGUUGUCCUGCAGCUGACGGUUCCUCCACCUCUCCAGAAACUGGAUCCUGUGCACAGUGCAGCUGUGGCUUGAAUUUUCUCUCUGCUGGUCAGAGCACUCUAGCGAGCGAUCAUAGUAUGGAAGAUGCAUCUUCGGAUAGUAGCAACAUGAAGUACCAGAACACAAACAGAAGCACUUCAGGGACAAACAGCAGCACUUCAGACCUCCCUCCAGCAUCUGGAAAUGUGACUGGAAACAGUAACUCCACCUUUAUCUCAAGUGGACAAGUAAUGAAUUUCAAGGGCGACAUCAUUGUUGUCUACCUUAGCCAGAACUCCCAGGAGGGGGCAACGGCCUCGGGGCCAAGCGAGGAGAAGGUGGGCAGCCCGGUGCAGGAGGAGAACCUGAGCCGCUGCGAGACCUUUGCCGGCAACGCCCAGCACUACAAGGAGAAGUGUGCCGAGCUGCAGGGCGCCUGCCCGGCCACGGGGAGCGGGAGGCCGUGGCCUCCUGCCAGACCCCUGGCCAGGUCUGGCCACGACCAGGCCUUGCAGCCCAUGCAGGAGGAAGGGAAGCUGGGACACUCCUCCGAGAAGGUGUUGAACUGA